UCUCGCUCACUCAACUUUCAGUUAUCGUGUUCAAGCUCGAGCGUUUUCAAGCUUCAACCCUCCUUUCAUGACCAUUCCCAACUCUGCCUUCUCAAUUGUACCUUCCUUUCUCUCAACGAAGCCUACCGCGCUUCCCUUUAGAAGCACGCCCCUUCACGCGCGCGAACCGACAGCAGCUCCGUUGAUCUCCUUCUCUCGUUCCCGAAGCGGCGCCGUUUUUUCUAUGCCUUCCGUCGGUGAAGACUUGCCUGUCAACUACGGUGACUGGCUUCCCAAUCUGGACUCCAAGGAUCGGCGACGAGCAGGCGUUUUGCUCCAUCCGACGUCGUUUCGUGGCCCUUACGGUAUCGGAGAUCUCGGUGACCAGGCGUUCGAGUUCCUCGACUGGCUUCAUUUCUCCGGUUGCUCCGUUUGGCAGGUUUUGCCGCUCGUUCCUCCGGGAAGGAAAGCCAAUGAAGAAGGAUCAACAUACUCUGGCCAGGAUGCAAAUUGUGUUAACACUCUGUUGAUUUGCCUUGAUGAGCUUGUGAAGGAUGGUUUGUUGGAAAAGGAUGAGCUUCCACAGCCAAUUGAUGCCGAGCGUGUGAACUUUUCAGCCGUAGCUGACUUGAAAGAUCCUUUGUACACAAAAUCUUAUCUUAAGGUAUUCCUUUCUUAGGCUGCAAAGAGGCUCAUCCAAAGUGAUGUUGAACUUAAAAAACAGCUUGAAGAUUUCCGCAAAGACCAGAACAUAGCAAGCUGGCUUGAAGAUGCAGCAUAUUUUGCUGCUAUUGAUGAUACUCUCAAUACAUUCAAUUGGUAUUUUUGGCCUGAACCAUUGAAAAAUCGCCAUCUUGCUGCCCUGGAAGAAAUUUACCAAAGUAAAAAGGAUUUCAUUGAUGUAUUCGUUGCACAACAGUUCUUAUUCCAAAGGCAAUGGCAAAAAGUUCGCAACUAUGCACAAACUAAGGGCAUUAGUAUAAUGGGAGACAUGCCCAUCUAUGUAGGUUAUCAUAGUGCUGAUGUUUGGGCAAAAAAGCAUUUUUUGCUGAACAGGAGUGGUUUUCCUCUUCUAGUUAGUGGCGUUCCUCCUGAUGCCUUCAGUGAAACUGGUCAGCUUUGGGACAGCCCUCUGUAUGAUUGGAACUCCAUGGAGAAAGAUGGAUUUUCAUGGUGGAUUCGCCGCUUAAAACGUGCUCAGGAUUUAUAUGAUGAAUUCAGGAUUGACCACUUUAGAGGAUUUGCUGGCUUUUGGGCUGUUCCAUCUGAAUCAAAGGUUGCAAUGGUUGGAAGAUGGAAGGUGGGACCUGGAAAAUCCUUGUUUGAUGCUAUCUCCAGAGCUGUUGGAAAUAUCAACAUAAUAGCGGAAGAUUUGGGAGUUAUCACUGAAGAUGUAGUUCAGCUCAGGAAAUCUAUUGGGGCACCUGGAAUGGCUGUUCUUCAGUUUGGCUUUGGAAAUGAUGCUGAAAACCCUCAUUUGCCUCACAAUCAUGAGUGCAAUCAAGUCGUGUACACUAGAACUCAUGAUAAUGACACAAUCCGAGGUUGGUGGGACAAUCUGAAGCAGGAAGAGAAGAAUAAUGUACUGAAAUAUCGUUCUUUAACUGAAGAAGAUGACAUACCCUGGGCACUCAUCCAGGCUGCUGUAUCUUCCGUGGCCCAAACUGCAGUCGUACCCAUGCAAGAUAUACUUGAGCUAGGGAAUUCUGCACGGAUGAACAUUCCAGCAACUCAAUUUGGAAACUGGGGUUGGAGGAUACCAAAUUCCAUGACUUUUGAUAGCUUGGAGACACAGGCUAAGAAACUAAGAGAUAUGCUUUCAGUGUAUGGGCGGCUGUAAAGUAAGAACUCUGUGAACUUUCGAAGUGGCUACUUACCUGAUUGUUGGUCGGCCAUGUCAGUUGUCGUAUGAGAUAAAUUUUGUACAAUUGUUUCACAUUCAUCAAAUAAUCAC
Messenger RNA from Pistacia vera, 1933 nucleotides. RefSeq names its product 4-alpha-glucanotransferase, chloroplastic/amyloplastic-like. The record is from RefSeq and is a predicted model, not a curated record. Gene Ontology annotation, biological process: carbohydrate metabolic process. Gene Ontology annotation, molecular function: 4-alpha-glucanotransferase activity. NCBI's taxonomy places the organism in Eukaryota, Viridiplantae, Streptophyta, Magnoliopsida, Sapindales, Anacardiaceae.